CAAUAUGGCCGCUAUGUGCUGUGAACUUCGUCACAUCCGGCUCCUGCUCAAAGUGAACCACCGAUAUCAACCCGUCGCUUCCGGUAAUGCCUCCUUUUCGGCAGCGGCUAUUUCCUCGCCAACAUGCCACUCGCAAAAGACUUGUUGCAUCCAUCUCCUGAGGAGGAAAAGAGGAGGCACAAGAAGAAGCGGCUUGUACAGAGUCCUAACUCUUACUUCAUGGAUGUGAAAUGUCCAGGUUGCUACAAGAUCACGACUGUGUUCAGCCACGCUCAGACAGUCGUGCUGUGUGUUGGCUGCUCAACAGUCCUGUGUCAGCCAACUGGAGGCAAAGCCCGUCUCACAGAGGGUUGCUCAUUCAGGAGGAAGCAGCACUAGCUGCUCUCCCAGAGCUGAAGGGGAGAGGAGGGGAUGGACCGGUUGGUAUCAGCGCCACUCAACGAUCUGAUCUGAACGAGACCUGGAGAAGGACUGGACAGCAGGGAGAUUUCUACUGUUCAUGUUGAUGGAUCGAUUGUUGCUGUUACUCCACCCUCCAACCCUGUCUCUCUUAAUAAAAUAUUGUUUUGGCUAGAUGAA
Molecule: messenger RNA, 579 nt
Organism: Eleginops maclovinus (Patagonian blennie)
Lineage: Eukaryota; Metazoa; Chordata; Actinopteri; Perciformes; Eleginopidae
Gene: rps27.1
Product: ribosomal protein S27, isoform 1
Exons: 4
Coding region: 124-378 (84 amino acids)
Biological process (GO): translation; ribosomal small subunit assembly
Cellular component (GO): ribosome; cytosolic small ribosomal subunit
Molecular function (GO): RNA binding; structural constituent of ribosome
Source: RefSeq, a predicted model, not a curated record